AUGGCAAAUAGAGAAAGUAUAGAAGUGCAGGAGAAGUUAAGGCAGUCCCAUAUCCAAAACAAAGAGUUUUACAAAGAACGAUUUUUAAAAAUUCAGAGGAAGAAGUCAAUACCAAUAAUUGAAGAAAAUUUACCAAAACUGAAGUAUAUUCGAAUAGUUGGGACUCACAACACAGUGAACAAGAUUUUUCACAUUGUGGCUUUUGAAUGUAUGUUUACAAACAAAACCUUCACUCUUGAGAAGGGGCUAAUAGUUCCCGUGGAGAAUGUUGCAACAAUUGCUGAUUGUGCCAGUGUGAUUGAAGGAGUCAGUCGGAGCCGAAAUGCCUUGCUGAAUGGCGACACCAAGAAUUAUGACUGGGAUUCUGGCUAUACGUGUCAUCAGCUGGGAAGUGGUGCAAUUGUGGUUCAGCUGGCACAGCCGUACAUGAUCGGGUCAAUACGGUUACUACUUUGGGACUGCGAUGAUCGAAGCUACAGCUACUAUGUUGAGGUCUCCACCAACCAGCAACAGUGGACCAUGGUGGCCGACAGAACUAAAGUCUCCUGCAAGUAA
This is a messenger RNA of Leptonychotes weddellii (Weddell seal), 555 nucleotides long. The record is from RefSeq and is a predicted model, not a curated record. Lineage: Eukaryota; Metazoa; Chordata; Mammalia; Carnivora; Phocidae.